Molecule: messenger RNA, 4093 nt
Organism: Anopheles moucheti
Lineage: Eukaryota; Metazoa; Arthropoda; Insecta; Diptera; Culicidae
Product: WD repeat domain phosphoinositide-interacting protein 2-like
Exons: 5
Coding region: 1449-2873 (474 amino acids)
Biological process (GO): protein localization to phagophore assembly site; nucleophagy; protein lipidation
Cellular component (GO): extrinsic component of membrane; phagophore assembly site membrane; cytosol
Molecular function (GO): phosphatidylinositol-3,5-bisphosphate binding; protein binding; phosphatidylinositol-3-phosphate binding
Source: RefSeq, a predicted model, not a curated record
UUCGCAUCCGCGCCCUCGUCGACGACUCGUUUUUACAUUAGCCAGCCCGAGAAAAACAGGGAAGCUUUGAGGUUUUUGGUUUGUGCAAUACAGAAAAGGGCAGUGUCUGGGCCUACGCAAGCAUCAAGAGCAGAAACAACUGGUUGUCGCUGGUUCUAAAAUUUAAAAACUUCCAAUUUGUGGCCCACAUCUUUGUCUCCCAGAGAAUACGGGAAAAAAAAAGUGUUUGUUUGAAGUGUUUCCGGAGAUCCCCAAAUAUUGUGAACUUUCAUCGUCUUUGCAACACUUUUGCGUACGGCGUUGCUCCAGUGUUCCAGUGCUCCGCACAAUUAUUUGCUGCAGAUCGCACCAUCUAGUUUUUCGAUCGAUCCGAGCCGUGUGCAUUCGACGAUUUUGUGGAACUUUUUUCCUUCAGACUCAACACCGUUCUAGAACGUUUGGUAUAAAAAGAGAAGCGAAACGCUGAACAAACACUGUUGAAAGAACUUAGCAGGCGCUGUUUGGUGACAAGUUUGUUAGUGCUUAUAGAUUUCAUAGCCCCCAUUUCCCUGGAGAAAGUACAAACAGUUAUUAUUGUGCUACGCAAAUUGCUUUCCAGUGUUGUGCGCAUUUUCAAAAGCAAUAACUGAAAACUAAAAGUUCAAUAACUACCGAACAGGAAGAAAUAUUUUGAAAAAAACGAUCGAAAAUAAAAGUAUUUUUUCAAAAGCAGAUUGUUAUAAAGAUUUAAAAAAAAGAAACAAUCCGCCUGGUGCUAUUGUUUGCAAUCAUUCGUUGUUGCUGCGAUUGACAAAAAAAGUGAAAAAUCGAAACGCCAACGCCAGUUGUGUGCGUGCGUACGCUCGCAUUUUCCAGAGAGAGUGUGUGUUGGUGUGGUAAAGCGCGAGAGCGAGAGCGAACGACAGGGCGAAGCGCGAGCGUGCGAGCUGUGCGGAAACAAAAACAUCGAGAAGGAACGACUUCGAUUAUAAACAAACCAACAACAAACAGGUCGAUUCAGUCAGUGAGAAAACAAGCCAGCGCAGUCAGCAGUGCAAGCGAAACGUAGAGCGCGCGCGUACAACAAACCGGGAAAGAAAAAGCGUACGCAUACCCACCAGAGCAGCUGUAGCAGGCGCGACCCAAACGAAAAACAACCCGUCAGUCGCUGUGACUCGUCGUCCUUUGCCAGAAGCAAACACCGUUUCGUCGCCCUUGCACUUCUUGCGGUGCGUUCUUGCUGCUUUGCUGCGCACAGUUUGUGAAUUUCGUUAAAAGGAAUCCCCCGCUCGCGUGCACAUUUGCGUGCGUGCACAGAUAGUGAAACGAAGCAGCAGAACACGCACACCCGCACACUAGCAAAGGAGCAGAACCGAUAAUAAGGACAUAUAAUAUUGUUUUUUUGGUGGCAUUUCGUGUGUGUGAAUCCUCCUCUACGUUCGAGUAAACCUACGCGCCAAAUCGUUUAAAUGAGUGAUAUAAGCCAGAAAUGUUUCGGCAAAAAUGGUGGAUUUUCUAUAAGCUUUAAUCAAGACUAUACAUCGCUCUCCGUGGUAUCUAGGACGGGAUAUCGAUUGUUUUCGUUAGCAUCUGUUGAUCGUGUCGAUGAAAUCUUCUGCAGUCAUGACGAGGAUACAAAGAUUGCCGAGCGGCUGUUUAGUAGCAGCCUCGUUGCGGUUGUUACCGCAAGUGAACCGAACAAGCUUAAGGUGUGUCACUUCAAGAAGGGGGCGGAGAUCUGCAACUAUGGCUACCCGUCGGAGAUCCUGUCGGUGAAACUGAACCGAUCCCGGCUAGUGGUAUGCCUCGUGGACAGUAUUUACAUUCACAACAUCCGUGAUAUGAGACUGCUACAUUCCAUCAAGAACAUGGCGCCGAACCCGAGCGGUCUGUGCACGCUUUCGCUGCUGUCGCACCUCGCCUACCCGGUGUCGACCGAGUGCGGCGAGCUGCAGAUCUUUGACGCGGCCAACCAGCUGCGCAGGCUGAAGCUGAAGGCGCACGAUUCACCGCUGUCGGCGCUGAACUUCUCCUACAACGGCGUCCUGCUGGCGACGGCCUCGGAGAAGGGCACCGUGAUUCGGGUGUUUUGCGUGAAGAAUGGCCAGAAGGUGCACGAGUUCCGGCGGGGCGUUAAGCGUCACGUCAGCAUCGGCUCGCUCAACUUUAGCACCUGUGCGAACUUUGUCGUGGCGAGCUCGAACACCGAAACCGUACAUAUCUUCCGGAUCGAUCCGAAAGCGAUCGAGCAGGCGGAACGGCGCCAGAGCAUUGCGGUUGAUGCGGCCGCUAGCAACACCAGCAGCUCGAGCGAUGACGACGAAUCGAACGGAAGUGAUCCGGCCAAUGGGGCCGGCACGGCUGGCGGCUGGGGUAUGGGUUUUCUGGCCAAAGCCGUCACCAGCUACCUGCCGACGAACGUCGUGACGGAUGUGUUUACGCAGGACCGGGCGUACGCAACGAUACAGCUGGCGGAGGCUGGCCUGCGGUAUGAGUGUGUGAUGGCGAAGCUGGAGAAGGAGACGCGUCUGCUGUUGGCGUGCGAGGACGGGUUCUUGUACAUUUACAGCUUCGAGGAUUCGAAGGGUGGCGAAUGUAAGCUCAUUCGUGCGCAUGAUCUCCGUACGCCACUGCACGGCAUUACCGAGGUUGACAUCGUUGGCAAUGAAAACGAUGAAAAUACAAACAGCCUGAACGUGAACAUGACGAAAUCGAUGAUGCCCGCACCGGGCACAUAUGCGGGUGUGCUGAAGGGACGUCCGGCCGACCGGAUGUCAGCAGACUCCGACUGGUGUCACGAUCUGCGCGAAGCGGUAGAGUAUCCGGUAAAGGUUACGGUGCCGAUCUACGAUGAGAUGCAGUUCCCACCGGUUACGCCGAUCACCGUCGAAUGACUAGGCAAGGAUGCGGCACGCUCCCGUGACGUUGACCAUCCGUCAGCGAAGAUGCGAAUCCCCGGCAAAUCGUUCGCCGCCAAAGGAGGUGUUGGAUGCAAGGGCUAAAGUGGAGCAGUUGCUUGUAGAUGCAAGAGUUUUUUUGCCGAGGGGCAAACUACAAGAGUAGGAUAGGUUUGGUGGGGAUGCUCCUGUCUUUGUGUGGAUGGCAGCGCCAAUGAUGAAUAUGUUAACGAGCGUCGGGGUUUUUGACUACGUCUCCAAAACUGCAAAUAAUGCGUGUGUGUACCGUUGAUGUUUUUAUUUUCUUUAAUUUAUUUUUACACCAAUUCUUCUUAAGCAGUAGUAGGUAGUAACUAAACGCAACACUGCAGCGUGCGAAGCAGAAGGGUGGCACGCGCACACUUGAGGAACGCGGGUGUUUAGGGUUGUGCGCAGGUGUUUCAUUUACGCUUUCCACACUCUGUGCAACUCUGUGGUUGAUGAUUUUCAUUACAAUACAAUGCGUAUAUGUGUUGCUGCUUUAGAUCUGUUCUUUUACAUCAGGAAACGUCCAAACGAAAGAUCCUGCGGAAAAUCAUUUCACUAAUGGAGCGCUCUGUCGAGAUGUUUUAUUUAAAGGAAGGUUUUUUUUCUGUCAAAGCGUGUUCGUGAGAAGGGAGAAAAGUUCAAAUCAGUCGUAAAUUUGAUGCUACGUGCAAUGUUAAUAUUCAUAGAACUGCAAACAACGUCGAACCCAGCCCAAACAAGCCAUUAGUUGUUGUGGGGACGUUGAUUUUUCUUUAGGUCAGUAAUAAGCAAUACAGCAAAACAAAAGCAAGUUCAAUUUCACAAAGUAACGUUUACCAUUACGACAAUUCCCUUAAGGAUCUGUGUAGUACUUUCUAUCGAUUUUGUAACGCUCGUGUCGUUUUGAAAUGGUCACGCAGAGACCGGACUCUAGCACACCGGUUGAAGAUCUGCGAAAAAAAAAAACAAACACACGUAGAAGUAGCCAUCACGGGGCAGCAAGAUGAGGAUGUUAGAUUAAUUAAUGUGUCUAUAUUUAAUAAGCUCGUUGCUCCGUUACAUACGUUGAUCGGUUUAUUCUUAAAGAUCGGUACAUCUUUAACACACACCCAAACAACACGAAAGUUUAAGCGAAACGAUCGAAAGGGAGCUUUACGAAAAUAAGAGAGAUAAAGAGAGCAUACAACAGAAAAAAAAAACAAAAAACCCUU